UAGUUGAAUUCAGUUAAGAGAGAUUCGAUUACACUGGUUCAUAUUGGAGGAGGGGGUUGAAGGCUUGAAGCAAUAACAUAAGCAUCAGAACAGUUCUGUUUCUGAUGCUAAUGCUUGGUAGAUUGAAUUUAAAUUUGGGGUCGUUUAGGAAAUAAGUGGGGUGGAUUUAGUGUUACUCCUCAGCCUUCAAAACUUCAGCUCCCCUGGCUGUGCAAAAGGAUCCUGGAAUAAUAUAAACAGCUGAGAAAUAUGCCCACAGGAUUGAGUACUGGUGGCCUAUUUCAGCCCAAAAUUUUUAACUUCCACAGCAGGCAAAUCCAAGGCGUAAGGGGAGGGAACUUUUUCAUGGGGAGAAAGGGGUUGUUUGUGAAAAAUAAGAUUACUUGCAGUUCUUCCCAGAAGGAUAAAUUUUCUUUUAAUGAUGAGAAGCGUGAAAAGAAUGUACCUUUGGUUAAGAUGUGUGGGAUUACAUCAGCUAAAGAUGCUGCUAUGGCAGCAGAAGCUGGUGCUAAUUUUAUUGGAAUGAUUAUUUGGCCAAACUCCAAGCGUUCGGUUUCGCUGGCAGUUGCUAAAGAGAUUUCAAAAGUUGCAAGAGAAUAUGGGGCAGAGCCUGUUGGGGUGUUUGUGGAUGAUGAUGCAGAGACGAUAUUAAGAGCUGCUGACUGGGCAAAGCUUGAGUUUGUGCAGCUUCAUGGAGACGGUUCUCGAGCAGCAUUUCCAGAAUUAGUGCAAGAAAACCGAAUAAUUUAUGUUCUUCAUGCAAAUGAAAAUGGGGACCUUCUAAACCAGAUUUCUGAUAAAGAGUGUUCUUUGGUUGAUUGGAUUCUUGUGGAUAGUGCAAAGGGUGGCAGUGGCAAAGGAUUUAACUGGGACCAGUUUACUUUACCACCAAUUAGAAGCAAACAUGGAUGGCUCUUGGCCGGAGGGAUCAAUCCUGAGAAUGUUUCCAAAGCCCUGUCCACUCUCAAGCCUAAUGGAAUUGAUGUUAGUAGUGGCAUAUGUGGCUUAGAUGGUAUUCAGAAGGAUCAAUUGCGAAUAUCUUCCUUUAUGAAUGCAGUACAUUCUGUGUACUACUGAUUGAAGAAGAGAAAAGGAAAUGAUUAUAAACUUCAUAUCUUUAGGAAACUGUUCAAAUUUUCAUGUAGACUUAAAUCUAUUUAUCUUGGUGUAUGUUACUAUACAAUUUUGUCUAUUUAGGAGCCAAAAUUGGGAUGAAUCAAGAAUAAGAGGGUAUGAAGUUCUGAAAUUGUGAGCUACUUGAACUGCAGAUGUCUAC
Messenger RNA from Pistacia vera, 1276 nucleotides. Its product is annotated as N-(5'-phosphoribosyl)anthranilate isomerase 1, chloroplastic-like. The record is from RefSeq and is a predicted model, not a curated record. The transcript has 5 exons. Gene Ontology annotation, molecular function: phosphoribosylanthranilate isomerase activity. The coding region runs from base 250 to 1077 and encodes 275 amino acids. Gene Ontology annotation, biological process: L-tryptophan biosynthetic process. NCBI's taxonomy places the organism in Eukaryota, Viridiplantae, Streptophyta, Magnoliopsida, Sapindales, Anacardiaceae.